This is a messenger RNA of Capsicum annuum, 1607 nucleotides long. RefSeq names its product UPF0481 protein At3g47200. The transcript is spliced from 2 exons. The record is from RefSeq and is a predicted model, not a curated record. NCBI's taxonomy places the organism in Eukaryota, Viridiplantae, Streptophyta, Magnoliopsida, Solanales, Solanaceae. The coding region runs from base 92 to 1414 and encodes 440 amino acids.
AUCAAGCAUCUCACCAGAAGAGCAUCCCAAUUCCCAAACGCUAGUGCACUGUGGAUUGAUCGAAAGAGAAAUGCCUUUUGAUUAGCCAGCUAUGCAAAUGGUUCCAUCAUUGAUGAGAGAAGAGAAUAAGGAAAGUGAUGAUUAUGAACCAAAAGUGGUUUCACUGGGGCCUUACCACCAUGGAAAGCAUCCGAAGCUCAAGUUCGUUGAGGAUUUCAAGCCCGAGGCUGUUAAAAUGUUUAUUGAAGACAAAAAUGAUGGUGUCUUCAUGCAUGCGAUUUUAAGAGAUAUUGGGUACGCUAAAAGUUGUUACCUGGAAAAAUUCACCAGUGGGUACAGUGAUGAAGUAUUUGCUCGAAUGAUGCUUCAAGAUGCAUGUCUCAUUCUAAAUUAUAUCGGACCAACAACGAAGACUGAGCAGUCACAAAAAAAGAUCCGGAUAAUUAAUCAACUUGGUACUGUUGUUUACACAAACAUUAGACGUGACAUGUAUUUGCUUGAAAAUCAGGUACCUUUCUAUAUUCUCAAGAUACUGGUUUCCUUGAAAUAUGGUACUACUCUGGGAGAUAAAUUGUUAGAGAUCAUGGAAACCUAUUGCUUUAAAAUGUUCUUCCCUGAUAAAAAUUUUGAUAAGCCUGAUGUCACCAAUAAUGAGAUGGAACCCCCCCACAUUCUUGAAAUUUUUCGAAGAGUAAUUAUCACAGGCGUCGAUCACGAAAGCACGCCACCUGCAGACCAUUGUUGCGAUAUCAACAACCUGGUAUCGUGCCUCGAUCACUGUUGCUUCAGUAUAAACAAAGAAACAAUUAUGCCUGGCCGGUACGUGUUUCGUUCAGUGAUGGAUCUGAAAUCAAAGGGCAUUGAUUUCAGGGCUAGUGGGAUUAAAUCACUCAAAGGUGUAAGGUUUAGUCCUACUAAAUUUUGUCAGUCUGCUAUGCUAAAGCUUCCGAGGUGCUAUGUUACAAUGUACACUAGAGUGUUUUUCAUGAACAUGAUAGCUUAUGAGAUCUCUCCUAAUUUUUUUAUGCCUAAAUCUAUCAUUGCUUACGUGAGUUUCAUGAAGCUCCUUGUGGUUUCAAAAGAGGACGUGAAGGAGCUGCGAGAGAAGGAAAUUAUAAUUAACAGCUUAGGGAGUGACGAACAAGUAGUUGAACUGUACAAUGCUUUGAAUACUUAUGAGGCGGAUGAUAGCUCUUCUUACUAUGAUGUCAAGAUGAAUAUCGAAGAGCACUACAACAGCAAAGUCAAGAUGUGGAUGGCUGGUCUUAAAGAAAAUUAUUUUAACAAUCCAUGGUCUAUAAUUGCUUUGGUUGGUUCAGUUGUUCUCCUCAUUUUAACUAUUCUCCAGACAUACUAUGCUGGCCAUGAUACUGGUGAUAAAUGUUGUUCAAAAGGAAAAUUUCAUCUUGAUUAAUUAUUUAUUGAUUGCAUCAUACAUACCUCAGUAUAUAUUGCUUUAUUGUCUUUAGUUUGAUUAUUGGACACCCCAAUUUUAUUUGUGGAACUGUGUUGGGUAUAAUGUUGUUAGUUUGAUUACUGGGUAUAUUAUUGUUAUUUAAUUAUUAUUGGACAGCAAGUUUAUAAAUAAUAAAGAAAAAUUUUAUUUC